AUGGGUGAUAAUUUACUACAAGAUGUCCCAGCCAACAUUCUAACCUCCUCUCCAAAAAUCGAGAGCGUAAACUUGGAACGAAACUCAAUUAAGUCGAUAGACCCUCAAGCGUUUGGCGGUGCCCAGCGACUGAAGCUUUUGAAUCUGCAAGGAAACCAGAUUUCCAAACUCCCAGUGAAGGGCUUUAAAGACCUCCUAAAUCUUCGUUUUCUCAUGCUGGGCCACAACCAGAUAGCUAGCCUAAAACCUAAUAUGUUUAUCGGCAUGAGGAAUCUCUCAGAUCUUGAUCUUCCCCUGAACUCUCUUACUGCUCUCCCACCGAAUGCAUUCAAGCCUCUGAACGCCUUAAAGGUUCUGGACUUAGCGCUGAAUCGUAUUCAGAGGAUCUCGCCAAAAUCCUUCGUUGGACUUGAAGAGCUGAUUUUUCUCAAUUUGGACAAUAACAAAUUGAAGAACAUCCAGGCUGGGACCUUUGGACCUCUGACUGGACUUGAGAUGCUGGUGCUGGACAACAAUCUGCUUUCCACGCUUGCUACAUCUACACUGGAUGGUCUUUCCAACCUGCGGGAGCUCUAUGUAAGAAAGAAUGAGAUCGAGAGUCUGCCAGCUGAUGUCUUUCGUCACACGCCUAAACUUACUCAUGUGGGAUUGAGCGGGAAUCGGCUUCAUAGUAUUGAUGGCAACAUGCUAGCUAACAUGCAAGGAUUGAAGGAGGUGUAUCUGUUCGAUAACCCAUGGAAAUGUGACUGCAAUAUAAACUCCCUGGUCCAUUACAUAUCCCAGACGACGGCUAACCAUUCUCCUCUGCGAAGACUUCUGUGUGUUAGUCCAGAAGAGGUUCGCGACAGGCCAAUCCAUCAGCUAAAACCUGACGAACUACCCUGCAAGGCCUAG
This is a messenger RNA of Triplophysa dalaica, 894 nucleotides long. RefSeq names its product leucine-rich repeat-containing protein 15. The record is from RefSeq and is a predicted model, not a curated record. NCBI's taxonomy places the organism in Eukaryota, Metazoa, Chordata, Actinopteri, Cypriniformes, Nemacheilidae. Gene Ontology annotation, molecular function: protein binding. The transcript has 3 exons. Bases 1 to 894 code for a protein of 297 amino acids.